CAGAGGGUAAUGGCAGGGGCAUGGAAUCAACGGCUGCCUCCCUCCUCCGCCUCCCGCUUAUAUAUAAGCAGGUGCUCCUUCCACCGGCCAUCCUAACAGCGCGAUCGACCGACGGGUCACACUCCUGGAGACCUACCGCUCGAUUCCGGCCGCCGGCCACUCCCGAUCUUCCGAUCAUCCCCGCCCGUCGAGAAAGACCGAUUUCGGCGCCCGGCUCCUAAUUCCGACGUCGCUUUUCUCUUCCAGAGCGACGCCGCCUCUGUUCAGGUACUGAAAAACCUUUACGAUGGAGAAAGUUGCGUGCAAUGGACAGGAGAACUCUACCAAUCAUGCAAAAGCUUCACAGGCAAGGGUUGAUCCAGGGGUUCCUCCCUCAUUGACAUGGCAUCGGAAAUUGAAUUGGGAGGGAAAACCUCUCUCAUCGUUCAGUCUGACUAAAUUAGAGAUGUUGACGAUGGCUCCAAUCGGUUAUCGGUUUUGGCGCUAUGUGAAGGAAGAGGAAUCGAAAGGACGGAAGCCAAUAAACGACUUCUUCCACCCUCCCAAAAUCCUUCCUUGCCAAGGUGUCCCCCUCGGCGGCAUCGGUGCAGGAAGCAUCGGCAGGAACUACAAGGGCGAGUUCCAAAGAUGGCAGCUCUUCCCCGCAGAGUGGCAAGAGGAUCCCGUCCUGGCAAAUCAAUUCUCUGUCUUCUGUUCUCGCUCAAACGGUCAAAAGUUUUCCUCUGUUCUAUGCCCUGGAUGCCCAGAUGCCGUCAAAGAAAGUAGUGAUUCUGGCAUUAGAUCUUGGGAUUGGAAACUCGAUGGAAAAAACUGUACUUACCAUGCACUAUUUCCAAGGGCGUGGACUGUAUAUGAUGGUGAACCUGAUCCAGAACUAAAAAUAGUUUGCAGACAAAUAUCACCUUUUAUACCCCAUAACUACAAGGAAAGCAGCUUUCCAGUUUCAGUAUUCACAUUCGAGCUAACCAAUUCUGGCAGCACUGCGGUUGAUGUUAAUCUGCUUUUCACAUGGACAAACUCAGUUGGGGGGAGCUCUGAGUUAUCUGGUGGACAUUCCAAUUCUAUAUUUACGAAGAAGCAUGGUGUGCAAGGGGUACUUCUAAAUCACAAGACAGCAAACGGUCAAUCCCCGAUUACUUUUGCCAUAGCAUCGCAGGAGACUGAGGAUGUUCAUGUAUCUGAAUGCCCUUGCUUUAUAGUAUCUGGUAAUGGUAGAGGAUUAUCGGCAGAAAAGAUGUGGUGCCAUAUCAAAGAGCAUGGGUCAUUUGAUCAGCAUGUUCCUGAUGGGAACAUACUGCCUUCAGAGAAGGGAUCAUCGAUUGGAGCUGCAGUACUUUCCUCUGUUACAGUUCCAUCCUAUCAAGCGCGUACAGUUACAUUCUCUUUAGCAUGGGCCUGCCCAGAGCUCAGGUUUGCUAGUGGUAAAACAUAUCAUAGACGAUAUACCAAAUUUUAUGGCUUCAAUGGUGAUGCUGCAGCAGAUCUUGCACAUGAUGCUAUUAUGGGUCAUCAAGAAUGGGAAUCUCAAAUUGAAAUGUGGCAGCAUCCUAUUCUCCAAGAUAAAAGGCUUCCAGAUUGGUAUCCAGUCACUCUGUUCAAUGAGCUCUAUUAUCUAAAUGCUGGCGGAACAAUAUGGACUGAUGGCAUGCCUUGUAUUCAGAACAAAUUUUCUACUAUUGAUGAAAAGGUUUCCUCUAAUAAAACCACUUCCCAGAGCAAAAAUAUCGAUACUUCAGUUAUUGUCCUUGAUAGGAUCACUACUGCUCUUGAUAAGACACGAAGCUCAAGUGCAUCAAAUGCAGCUUUUGGACCUACAUUUCUUGAAGAGGGAGAAGAGAAUGUUGGACAGUUCUUGUAUCUUGAAGGAAUAGAAUACCUUAUGUGGAACACUUAUGAUGUGCAUUUUUAUGCGUCAUAUGCUCUUAUCAUGACGUUUCCCAAACUUGAACUCAGCAUCCAAAGAGAUUUUGCAGCAGCAAUAAUGAUGGAUGACCAGGGAAAAGUAUAUACAAUCGUUGAUGGGAAGUGGGCUACUAGGAAGGUUAUUGGUGCUGUACCUCAUGAUAUUGGACUUCAUGAUCCAUGGUUUGAAGUAAAUGCCUACAUUCUGCAUGGUACAAGUAAAUGGAAGGACUUGAACCCAAAAUUUGUGCUCCAAGUUUAUAGAGACUUCAUUGCAACUGGGGAUAUGGCAUUUUGUCGUGCUGUCUGGCCAUCAGUUUAUGUUGCCAUGGCUUACAUGGAGCAAUUUGACAAAGAUGAAGAUGGGAUGAUCGAGAAUGAAGGUAUUCCUGAUCAGACCUAUGACUUGUGGUCUGUAACUGGCGUGAGUGCUUAUACUGGAGGGCUUUGGGUGGCAGCACUAGAGGCAGCUUCUGCCAUGGCACAUGAAGUUGGUGAUAAGAUUUCUGAAGAUAUGUUCUGGGCUAAGUAUGAAAAGGCUAAAAAGGUCUACAAUACAUUGUGGAACGGAUCUUAUUUGAAUUAUGAUAACAGUGAUGGCCCUACAAGCUCAUCAAUUCUAGCAGAUCAAUUGUCUGGACAUUGGUAUGCUAGGGCUUGUGGUCUUGCCCCAGUUUUGGAUGAAGAAAAGGUACAUACUGCACUUGAGAAGAUUUAUAACUUCAACGUGUUACAAUUUAAAGAUGGCAAAUGGGGGGCUGUCAAUGGGAUGCUACCGAAUGGUAGGGUUGACACAACAGCAAUGAUGUCAAAAGAGGUAUGGCCUGGAGUGACUUAUGGUUUGGCAGCCACUAUGAUACAAGAAGGCAUGGAAGAGAUAGCUUUUAAAACAGCAAGAGGAGUAUAUGAAGCUGUUUGGUCUCAGGAAGGACUUGGUUGUGCAUUUCAAACACCUGAAGGCUGGACAUGUGACGAAAAAUACCGUUCUAUCUCUUAUAUGAGGCCUCUUGCUAUCUGGGCAAUGCAUUGGGCUUUGUCGCCACCAAAACAUGUUAAGGAAGUACUCACAUCAAGAAAAUCUGAAGAUGAUAUGAUCAAACACCAUAUUGGAUACAAAAAUGUUUCAGAAAUAUUGAAGUUGCCUAAAGAGAAGUCAAGGAGCUUCCUCCACAUUCUUUAUGACCAUACUUGCAGAAGAUGGUGGACUUAGUAGUCGAUUGUGAUUGGACUUGUAAUAAGUUCUUGCAAAAAUUAUUACAUUUUAAGAGUUCUCCAGUCAAGGAGCUUCCUCCACAUUCUUUAUGACCAUACUUGCAUAAGAUGGUGGACUUAACAGUCCAUUGUGAUUGCACUUGGAAUAAGUUCUUGCAAGAAUUAUUACAUUUUAAGAGUUCUCCAGUGGCAUAUCCCUCCCAAAGGACACAUUAUCUCUUUUGUGUAAAAUUUUAAGUAUUUUGAAUAAAUGGC
Molecule: messenger RNA, 3369 nt
Organism: Nymphaea colorata (pocket water lily)
Lineage: Eukaryota; Viridiplantae; Streptophyta; Magnoliopsida; Nymphaeales; Nymphaeaceae
Exons: 20
Coding region: 287-3112 (941 amino acids)
Biological process (GO): glucosylceramide catabolic process; carbohydrate metabolic process
Cellular component (GO): membrane
Molecular function (GO): beta-glucosidase activity; glucosylceramidase activity
Source: RefSeq, a predicted model, not a curated record